AUGGGUGUCACGAACAGAAUCGACGUCCACCACCACUUUGUCCCGGACUUUUACCGUGAAGCUUUGCAAAGCUCUGGUGGUGAUCCAUCCGGUUGGUUCAUUCCUGACUGGACGCCCGAGCUGGAUGCGAAGGUGAACAAGCAGUUUGGCAUCACAACUAGCAUUCUCUCCUUGACAGCCCCGGGAGCCUGUAUCCUUAAAGACCCUGAGGCCUCAGCCAAUCUGGCACGCAACACCAAUGAAUAUGCUGCCAAACUCCGCGAUGAGAAACCCCAGGAGUACGGGUUUUUUGCAUCGCUGCCCAGUCUCCUGGAUAAAGAACUGGCGCUCAAGGAAAUCGCCUAUGCAUAUGAUGUACUCAAGGCCGACGGCGUGGUGCUCUUCACCCGGUAUGGCGAGGACAACCACUACCUGGGUCAUCCGGACUUCGAAGAUAUCUGGGCCGCGCUCAACCGUCGCUCGGCCGUCGUCUUAGUGCACCCUACCCACCCAGUUGACACCAGCCAAGUUAGUGGCCUGCCACAGCCGGUCAUCCGGUACCCGUUCGAGACUACCCAAGCCGCCCUCGACAUGCUGUAUAAUAAGACGGUCCGGAACAACCCCAACUGCAAGAUCAUCUUGUCCCACGCAGGUGGCACUUUGCCCUUCCUCCUCAGUCGUCCAGCCAGUAUCCUGACGAAGACAUCGGAGGAGCUGGACGCCUUCUGGGAUGAUGCCCGCAAUUUCUACUACGACACGGCUGUAGCUGGCUCGGAGAACGUGCUGCGUGUCAUGGAAACUUUCGCCAAGCCUGGUCACCUCCUAUACGGCAGCGACACGCCGUAUGCGAACAAUGACAUCGUCAAUUUCCACACAUCACGCCAGGACAACUACCAGUUUGAGGAUGCCAGUCUCGCUGAGAAGAUUAACCGUGGGAAUGCCCUAGCCUUGUUUCCUCGACUGAAGUAGCCCAGACCACAUGGGACAAAGGGCCUAGCUUGUUAAUUAGGACUCUGCCCAAAUUGAACUUGCUUCACAAAACCAUGAUACAUCCAGUCACCUCCCUUCCCCACUGUACGCAAAUGCCGCAGUGACCUCUUGCAGAGUCUCUUUGAUAUGUAGAGAAUGCGCGAUGGGUCCUGUCAGUGUAGUGC
Molecule: messenger RNA, 1133 nt
Organism: Aspergillus caelatus
Lineage: Eukaryota; Fungi; Ascomycota; Eurotiomycetes; Eurotiales; Aspergillaceae
Product: amidohydrolase family protein
Exons: 2
Coding region: 1-948 (315 amino acids)
Biological process (GO): secondary metabolic process
Cellular component (GO): cytosol; cytoplasm
Molecular function (GO): hydrolase activity; carboxy-lyase activity
Source: RefSeq, a predicted model, not a curated record